This is a messenger RNA of Botrytis cinerea B05.10, 1814 nucleotides long. RefSeq names its product Bcinp54 (gene Bcinp54). NCBI's taxonomy places the organism in Eukaryota, Fungi, Ascomycota, Leotiomycetes, Helotiales, Sclerotiniaceae. Gene Ontology annotation, biological process: phosphatidylinositol dephosphorylation. Bases 408 to 1733 code for a protein of 441 amino acids. The transcript has a single exon. Gene Ontology annotation, molecular function: phosphatidylinositol-4,5-bisphosphate 5-phosphatase activity. The record is from RefSeq and is a predicted model, not a curated record.
GAUGCGGGGUUGAUAAGCUCAAUCUCGUUCGUCCAAAUGUUCGUGGAAUUAUCACCUAAUCUCUCUCCAGAUUUCCAUCUACGUUUAUUUUCCAAUAACAUACUGCCCAAGGGAACUGCUCCAUCGUUGCAGAUGUAAUAUGUAUGGUAUGAUUGAUUGAGGUACCUUAUGACUUUGGCCGGUGACUUUUCUGAUUGAGUGCGGGAAUGCGCCAAAAUAUGUGGCCUGGUGACGUCGGUAACCUUAAGCUAAGGCCAGGAUUCCUUAAUUCACGUCGUUGCUUUCCUUGCCCUCAGAUCUACCAACAUCGACAUCAACAUCAACAUCAAAGCAACGCAACGCAAAGCACGAACUCACUACGUGAAUGGCCAUGAUUUGAUUCAUACCUGAAAUCUGCACAAACAAACAUGGCAGGUUCUUCAGAAAUGAAGGCAUUAAGUUUGUAUUUUCUGACCUUUAAUUGUGGUCUCACUCUUAUCGAUACUGAUGCAUUUGCCUCUCAACUCUUUAAUGGCCUCUCGUCUCCUAACUUGCCAGACCUACUCGUUCUCUCCCUACAAGAAAUUGCGCCAAUACCAUAUUCUCUCAUAGGUGGAUCCUUCCUGGUACCAUACUUCAAUCGAUUCCACGAUGCGGUCGGAAAAGCCUCGAAGAAAUUAUCAAACGAUGGGUCGGCAUAUACUUCGAUCGCAGCACGAAAUGUUGGCUUGACGGGAAUUAUGAUAUUUGCAAAGGACCCAACACUUAUACAAGAUCUAGAGGCUAGUGAAAUUGGAGUAGGAGCUUGGUCAAUGGGAAAUAAAGGAGCAGUCGGAAUAAGAUUUACAUACGGAAGUGGAAAUACCUCAACGGAGUUAACAUUCGUUGCGGCACAUCUUGCUGCUAUGGAAGAAGAACUGCAGAGACGAAACCAAGACUGGAAAGAUAUUGUCCGCGGAUUAGUAUUUUCUUCGACAACCUCGAAUUACUCCACAACUUUACCGCGAGGUGAUGAAGAUAGACCACUGUUAUCCAUUUCACCACAAGAUGGUUCGAUCUUCAAAGCAACAUCCCAUCUGUUUUUUGGCGGUGACUUGAAUUAUCGAACCUCCUUGCUUUCCCCAGCGCCAAAUGAUCACAUUGAUACAUUUCCACAACCGGGCGAUUCUACUUCCUCUUCCAAUCAUUAUGCAACCCUAUUCAAAAACGAUCAGCUCAACCAAGAAAGAUUGGCUGGUCGAACUUGCCAUGGGCUUAUCGAAGCUCCAAUAUCAUUCCCACCUACAUAUAAAUACAAUUCCGAAGGGCCAUUCAUGACAUCUGAUGACGAAUUAAACAAGUGGCCGUGGGCAAAGCAUAGAUGGCCGAGUUGGUGUGAUAGGAUUCUGUAUCUUGAUAUGCCAUCUUGGGUACAAAAGAGCAAUCCAGAAGCCAGAAUUAUCCCAAACAAAUACUCUGCAUUGCCUCUUCUCCCAACAUCGGAUCAUAGAGCUGUAGCUUUAGAUGUAACGAUUCCUUUGUUACCUAUUCCAGAACCUGAAGACGAGGAGAGUGUGAAUGAUCCUCGGGUCAAAAUGCCAUUUGACAUCGAUAUUGAUUGGAAGAAGAAGAGGGAGAGAGCUAGAACGAUGGAAUUGAUUGUGGGGUAUACAAUGUACUUUACAGGUUCAAAGGAGGGAGCUGCUCUGUUCGUUGCAAUGGUUGUUGGCGGAGUGGGAGCUAUAUUUGUUUUCAAGUCGUUAUUUAGUGCUUGAAGAUCAAGCUACAUUGAGAUAUGAUAUCUGACGCGGAGCCAUUAUCGGGCAUAUCAAAGACAAAAAAUGCUUCAGUCUACA